Messenger RNA from Nothobranchius furzeri (turquoise killifish), 1379 nucleotides. It is a transcript of the gene arl1, whose product is annotated as ADP-ribosylation factor-like 1. The record is from RefSeq and is a predicted model, not a curated record. Gene Ontology annotation, molecular function: GTP binding; GTPase activity. Gene Ontology annotation, biological process: vesicle-mediated transport; intracellular protein transport. Gene Ontology annotation, cellular component: cytoplasm; Golgi apparatus. Lineage: Eukaryota; Metazoa; Chordata; Actinopteri; Cyprinodontiformes; Nothobranchiidae.
UUGUUGUGUUGAUUUACAGAUGGUGACGUUGUUUGUGUGACGAAUGUGCGAAAGUGAACUCAAGCGAACGUUGAUCACUUCCUGCAAUGACACGUCAACCAGACGGAACUAACCUGUCAGUUCAUCGGGUCCGCGCUUUUGACGAAAAUGGGGGGUUUCUUCUCUAGUCUGUUCUCUGGCUUGUUUGGUACCAGAGAGAUGAGGAUUCUGAUCCUGGGUUUGGACGGUGCAGGAAAAACUACCAUUUUGUACAGGCUGCAGGUUGGAGAGGUGGUCACCACAAUACCUACCAUCGGUUUCAAUGUUGAGACGGUCACAUACAAGAACCUGAAGUUUCAGGUGUGGGAUCUGGGAGGACAGACGAGUAUUAGGCCCUACUGGCGGUGUUAUUACUCAAACACAGACGCGGUAAUCUACGUCGUCGACAGCAGCGACCGGGACAGGAUGGGCAUCUCCAAGUCUGAGUUGGUGGCCAUGUUGGAGGAGGAAGAGCUGAAGAAGGCCAUCCUUGUGGUGUUUGCCAACAAGCAGGACAUGGAGCAGGCGAUGACACCGACUGAAGUGGCCAACGCACUGGGACUUCCUGCCCUCAAAGACAGAAAAUGGCAGAUCUUUAAAACCUCAGCCACCAAGGGCACAGGCCUGGACGAGGCUAUGGAGUGGUUGGUGGAUUCUCUGAAGAGUCGACAGUAAAGGCUACCCAUUCUGUAAAUACUCCUGACCUCUGACCCCGCUGUAUGAAGCCUUGUGAUCGACCCAGUCCUCAUGCACCCCUCCUUUCUUUUGGACCAGUGAUUGCACGCCUACUUGUUUCUGUCUCCCCCUGCAGCCUUGGUCAAACCCUUCUGUGCUUAACACCUUUGAAGCCUGGGACUGAGAAGAGAAGGCUGCAGUAACAUCUGGAUUGAAACCAAACCCUUCAGAUUGCGGUCAUGAACAUUAAAACCGGCCUUACUCUGAUCACAGGGAGUAAUUUAGGGGUUUCCUGUAUUGUUUCUAAGCAUUUGUACCAAUUAUAAUCUAAUAAUCUGCCAGAAACACCCAUCUAUUAAAAAAAAAUUACCAGGUUUACAUACAGAUCUAUAAAUGGGAACCUAAGUAUUGAUUACAUAUCUCUGGGAAUUUGUUUAUAAUCAGGUAUUUUGUCUAAAGUGUUACUGCAGCCUGGGCGGUUCUGGUCAUGGAUUUCUGCUUUUUCCUUCUAUUCAUUUGUGUUGAUUCAAUACUUUAAGGGUUUGUUUUUCACAUAACGGAACUCGAGUUCAGCUUUGGCACAUUGGUGAGUUACUGAACACUACGUGUAUGCUUAAACUUUUAUGGCUGCAUAUUUAUAUCUGCUUGUACAGUAAAAUUGAUUCUCAGUAAAGACUUCAACGAUA